AUGCUUCCAAUUGAAUUGAUCUCGAAUGUUCUUGCCGCCGUCCCAAAGUUAGUAAAAAAGAUAAAAGUGUCAAUGAAUUAUAAAGAAGAAGGAUUGAAAAGCAGCAAAAAUGUACUAGGAAAGAAUACGCAAGCAGACUCAGUCGAUAUAACUGAAUAUCUAGUAUCCAGUAUGCAAGAACUUGUAAUUUUUAAUAAUAACGAAGAAUCUUAUGAUACAUUUUUGCGAGAAUUUUUAACAGAAUCAUACUUUAACAUCACAUUACCGGAAAUACCAGAUCGAAAAGAAGAUAUUGAAAUCAUUCAAGAAAAUCGCAAAAAAAUCAUUGAUAAAUUGAACGAAAUUCGUAGUUUUUUAGAAAAUUAUGAAGCUAUAUCUUGUGAUGACACCGAAAAAUCAGGAAUUGUUCAGAUAUUACUUGAAUUGUCCAAAUAUGAUUUUCCAUUAAUUCAAGAAAAUGCUUUGAGCACCUGCAUGAUGCUACUUGAGUUCAAAGAUACAUUUGAAAACGCAUUUUUAGAGAAUGAUUUUGUCGAAGUUUGCGGAUUUUUAUUAUUUGAAUGCGAACUUAGUAGUGACUCAUUUAUUUUGAUUGUUAAUUCUCUUGGAUUAAUUUUAACUAUUUCAAAAGAUAUAUGCUUUAAUAUUUUAGAGAAAAUUCCAGUUAGAUUUUUGAUUGAUUCUUCAUUAAAAUAUAGCCAUCGUUCGGAAGAUGCAAUUAGCGCAGUAGCAUAUUACUCUGCCGAAAGUAUUGUGAAAGGAGUUUUUCCAUCUCAAGCUUUUGAUAUUUUGGAAGCUUUUGAAAAAUCUAUUGAAAAAGAUAUUGGAAAUUCUGCUUCUGAUAUAAUAAGUCGUUUCCAUUACAUGAUUGAGGACUGGCCGGAUGAUCUUGACUUAGGAAUUUUACAUCAUCAUGGAAUUAUUGGCCUAAUUAAUUCGAUUCUUUCAGAAUCUGAAGCUAUCGAGGAUGUUCAUGAACUCAUUACUUUUGCAAUUGAUUGUAUAACUUUGAUGCUUCAAAAACAUUUUAUUCCUGAAAUUAAUUUUGAUCAAAUUAUUUUUUAUACGUUUAAUGGAACAACUGAUCAACAAAAGUCAUCUUUCAAUCUAUUAGCAGAAUUGUUCAAUGAAAUACCUGAAUUAUAUCGCACACUUAUUACGAAUGAAUAUUUUCAUGAAAUAUUUGAAUAUAUCAAGACAAAGGCUAUAUCUGAAGUCAAAGGGCACUUUGUUAUAUUGUUAUUUAGCUAUCUUAGCAGUUUGGAACCUCAGGAAAUUAAUAAAUUGAUAUUGGAAGAUAUUGAAUUAAUAGAAUACUUUGAAGAUCAGUUACAAUAUAGAAAAUACAUUUCUUAUUCAAUUAAAUCCCUUAUCAUCUGCAUUGAUUCUUCAAAAUCCGGAGAUUUCGGAGUUCGAGCUCUAAUUCACCAAAAAAUUGUUGAUUUUGAUGGCUGGGAUGAGUUAGAAGAUAAUGAAAAUGAUAGUAAAAGCGAAGUUUCCGAGCUUUCAAGCCAAUUACUGAAUCUUGUUAAUUCGGAAUUAAAUGAAAAUUAA
Molecule: messenger RNA, 1554 nt
Organism: Trichomonas vaginalis G3
Lineage: Eukaryota; Parabasalia; Trichomonadida; Trichomonadidae
Product: armadillo (ARM) repeat-containing protein family
Exons: 1
Coding region: 1-1554 (517 amino acids)
Source: RefSeq, a predicted model, not a curated record